AUGACCCAUUCUUGCUGCUCUCCUUGCUGUCGCCCUACCUGCUGCAGGACCACCUGCUUUAGGACCACCUGCUGCAGAACCACCUGCUGCCAACCUACUUGUGUGACCACCUGCUGUCAGCCUACCUUCUGUGGGUCCAGGAGCUGUGGACAAACCUGCAGUGGGUCCAGCUGCUGCCAGCCUUGCUGCCAGCCAGCUUGCUGUGCAUACGUGUACUGCCACAGAACCUGCUACCACCCCACAUGCUACUGCCUGCCUGGGGGGCAUGCCCAGAGCUGUGGAUCCAGCUGCUGCCAGCCUUGCUGCCACCCUGUCUACUGUCAGACCACCUGCUAUAGGACCACUUGCUGCCACCCCAGCUGUGUGUCCAGCUGCUGCCCUUCCUCUUGCUGA
Molecule: messenger RNA, 393 nt
Organism: Hippopotamus amphibius kiboko
Lineage: Eukaryota; Metazoa; Chordata; Mammalia; Artiodactyla; Hippopotamidae
Product: keratin-associated protein 9-8-like
Exons: 1
Coding region: 1-393 (130 amino acids)
Cellular component (GO): keratin filament
Source: RefSeq, a predicted model, not a curated record